UGUUGAAAUUGUCUUGUAGUGUUCUGUGGUUUAUGUCCCUUGCUCGUGCAUACAGAGACGGAGCCCCACUGUGUGUCACAUCUCCGCGGCAUGGAUUGGAGCCACAAAAAGGGGAUCCAGUACUGAUUAGCUCCAAGGAGCUUUCAAUAGAAAAAGAAUUGAUUGUUCGCAUCUCCACUGAUUCCCCAUUUAAAGGGUUUCUUCUGACAACACAGCAUCCAGGAGAAUUCAUCGAAACCAAGGGCUUCAGUCGAAGAGUUCCCUGCACUGGACAACUGGGAUCCUUAUCACAAGAUUUUACUGGAUUAACCCAUGAUAAUGACGAUUUAAAAGCUGAAUUGGAAAUUGUUUUCGUCCCUGUGGACGAUUUAAAAUCUUCGGAUGAUGCUGUGUUCAAUUUGACAAUCGUCCAGGACUACUCGACCUAUUGGACAGGAAUCAUUGUGUAAAGAAAUUUCUUUUUAAAAUUGUUUAUUUUUUCACGAAUUUCAGA
Messenger RNA from Eurytemora carolleeae, 493 nucleotides. RefSeq lists its product as uncharacterized. NCBI's taxonomy places the organism in Eukaryota, Metazoa, Arthropoda, Copepoda, Calanoida, Temoridae. The record is from RefSeq and is a predicted model, not a curated record. The coding region runs from base 33 to 449 and encodes 138 amino acids. The transcript has 4 exons.